This is a messenger RNA of Bursaphelenchus okinawaensis, 969 nucleotides long. NCBI's taxonomy places the organism in Eukaryota, Metazoa, Nematoda, Chromadorea, Rhabditida, Aphelenchoididae. The record is from the annotation of a GenBank genome assembly.
AUGACUUGCAAUUGCGUCGAGAAUCCUCAUCAUAGGCACCAUGCCCUUCAUAACAGGCAUGGUACCCUUAGAUGCGCUUCCAACCCUCCAGCCGAUUCAAAGAAUCGACCAAAACGUGAUUUUCGGUUCCAGGUACUUAUAGUUGUGACUCUUGUAAAUGAAGCCUUUUAAAAUUAAAAAUCAACAGUCUGUCGGUAAAUAAAAUUUUUUGAAAUCAAACCAGUUAUACUUCAGUAAUUUCUUAUAAAGAUUACAAUUUAGGUAAUCGAAUUACGCGAAGGACCCAAAUGGUUCAUCUGGCCGUCGAAUAAGUCCCAAGACGGUGAAAACAAUGUAAUAUGUAACAAUGACCGUAGAUCAAGAACGAAAGCUGACAACGAGCGAAUCACUAAAAGUAAGUUAAUGUUGUUGACUGAACAGUUGCGCUCAAAACAUCAAAAUAUGUUUUGAAAAAUACGUUGGAGAAUAUUCGAGUAAACUGUUGAUUUAGACUGUCAUGCGCAGUUGUUUAUUAUUGUGAGCAGCUUUGUGUGAAUUUCAACAGUUUACCCAAUCAUAUUGUUAUCUUGAGUAAUUCCCAUAGCUUUUCGUAAUUCGAUUGACCUUACUUGUUUUCCUAAUCUGUGAUUUGUUCCAACUUUAAACUGUAUUUAAUAUAUUUCAGAUCCCAGAUGUGACGCCAUCAGUCGAUUUGUCGAAAUUCACUCGGAACCAACCAGUUCCCGUAUGAGGAUAGAGUCCGAGCAGCUACACUCCAACAGUUCAUCUUCAGGCUACUCGAACGACUCCAGUUUGUCGGUAGCUUCCGACACUUUCCAGAUUCUCUCAGUUUCUUCUAAAUGGGAUUCACAAACCGAAGAUGAGGAUGCGGAAGACACAGAGAACGCCAACUGCUACACCGAGCUACAAGAUUCAGCGGUGUCGACACCGUUGGCAACAAAAAAUGUUGUCGAGUACAACAAUAAUUAG